This is a messenger RNA of Solenopsis invicta (red fire ant), 714 nucleotides long. Its product is annotated as branchpoint-bridging protein-like. NCBI's taxonomy places the organism in Eukaryota, Metazoa, Arthropoda, Insecta, Hymenoptera, Formicidae. Bases 1 to 642 code for a protein of 213 amino acids. The transcript has 3 exons. The record is from RefSeq and is a predicted model, not a curated record.
AUGGAUAAACCACGGCGCACUUAUCGAAAAUAUAAAAGCGAAGGAUUGCAACCGCCGCCACUGCCGCCGGUACCAGUGCAGUCGGUGUCGUCGCGACCGUCGACGUCGUCGCGGCCUUCGAGGUCGGCCCAGCCGUCGACGUCGGCCCAGCCGUCGACGUCGAUGUCGGCGUCGGCGCCGGCGCCACCGCCGCCGCCGCCACCGCCGCCACCGCCGUCACCGCCACUACUACCGGCAUCAGCACCAGUGCCGACAUUGGUCCAACCUCAGAUGCAACCAGAGCAGCUGCCACAGCCGCCAUAUCGACGACCACUUAAAAACUUCAAUAGAAACAUGCGUCGUACAAAUCAAAACAAUCGGAGGAAGUACGGAGCGCGAGCGUUUGUUGAAAACACAACGCCCGUAACGCCCGCAUCAUACGUUGCACCUAGUUAUCCGAUUAUAAUUACGCCGAUGAACCCGGUUCAGUCACAGAUGUAUCCAUCUAUGGCAGGCUGCACAAUGCAUCAACCUUCGGGAUGUAUGAUGCACCAACAUUCAAGAUAUAUGAUGCAUCAUCAUUCUGGAUGUAUGAUGCAUUGUCAUUCUGGCCAUAUGAUGCCGCCAUCAUCAUGUGGAUGUAUGGGGCCCACAUUUUAUUAAGUUGUAUUACAUCUAUUAUAUUACCUUUUGUAUUUCUUAUUUCAUCAAUUUUUUAUAUUUCAUAUUUUAUUA